Molecule: messenger RNA, 533 nt
Organism: Pollicipes pollicipes
Lineage: Eukaryota; Metazoa; Arthropoda; Thecostraca; Pollicipedomorpha; Pollicipedidae
Exons: 3
Coding region: 129-533 (134 amino acids)
Molecular function (GO): chitin binding
Source: RefSeq, a predicted model, not a curated record
GACCGGAGCCGUGAAGGCCGUCUCCAGGUGACCCGCCAGGCCGGGUCGGGUCGGGCGUCGACGGACCGGGCGAGACGGCGUGUCGGGGCCGGGGGUGCGGGGCGAGGCCGGCCGCGGCGCGCGACACAAUGUGGCGACUCGUGCUGAGCUGGACAGUCGCAGUCAGCUGUGUCGGCUUUUCAUCAGCAGGCUGCGGCCUGUCGUCGGGACCCACGUGGCGGUCCGACGGCCGGUGCGGGGCCAGCUUCCCCCUGGCGACCGGCGAGGCGUCCACGUGCGACAAGCGGAGCGAGCGGCCCUGCUGCUCCGACUUCGGCUACUGCGGCACCUCCGAGAGCCACUGCUUGUGCGCCGAGUGCGUCGACUAUAGGGCCGUACAGCAGCCCGAGGGCUGUCUCAUACGCUACGCCGGCCUGGAGGGCGUGAUGGAGUCGCAAGGCUACCCUUCGUCGUACCCUCCCAACCUCGACUGCUGCUACGACAUCCAGCGGCCAGACGAGGGCUACUGCGGCGUCAAACUUUACUGUGAGUGA